This is a messenger RNA of Symsagittifera roscoffensis, 3276 nucleotides long. RefSeq lists its product as uncharacterized. The transcript is spliced from 4 exons. The record is from RefSeq and is a predicted model, not a curated record. The coding region runs from base 1960 to 2862 and encodes 300 amino acids. NCBI's taxonomy places the organism in Eukaryota, Metazoa, Xenacoelomorpha, Acoela, Convolutidae.
GAGCUAUAUAGACAAAUCUACACCAUCAACAAAUCACUAACAAAUUUUCAUCCUAGUGCAAAGUCAGACCAAAGCCUUUUUUGUUUAUUUGGUUGAACGGACGUCAGAACUCCGACUAGCAUCUGUAUUUUAAAUCCCUUUUAUUUGAUCUCGUCUUGUGGGCGAAUUAUCAAAUGUGAAUCAUUCCGGUCUGGGGGCAAUCAAUUACCUAAUUUGCAUUCUUUUCAUAUUUCGUACCCACACACACGCACUACCUCUGGGGAAUAAAUCAGCUAUCCGAUUGCUUACUGUUACAAAACCGUUACACAGACGAAAUCAAUUAACAUUAAUCGGAAAAGUCGCCAUCCAAAGAAAAAAACUCCGCCUAAUGGUUCUGUUCUAUUUACUUGCUCCAAAGGACGUUGGCAUUUCUUUUCAAACAGCACGAUAAAAAUUUCCAUUCUUUUUCAGUUUAAGUAGUUUUUUUUCAAACUCAAAUACGAUCAUUCUAAACUGCUUAAAUUGAAUAAAUUGCAAUUGUUGCUCAAUAAGAGAACAGUCAAAAGUGUUGGGAGUAAAUUUGUUUAGCCACUUCCCAAUUUAGUGAGCCUAGGAAACACGUGUUUCCUUUAAAGGGGAUAUUACGCAAAGAUUUCUUUUCCUCACAUUUACAUCAAAAAAUGAGUAACAAAAUUUUUUCUACUCAAUUGCAAAAAAAUUCUUUUAUCAUCUUGUCAGCUUGCAGAGAGAACAUGGAAUUAAUAUAUAAAAGCAUCAUCAAAAAACAUCGAAAUCUCUUUAAAUAAUUCACUUUCAUAAAUUUGAAUCCUUCCGCGAUUACUUUGUCAACAACUAUUAAGCUUUAUUUAAUUCGGUCAAAUUUUUAGACAGGACUUCACAGAUACUUUUGUACACUUGAAUAUUUGAAAGUUUACAGAUCUGAAGAUUACAAUUUUCACCCUAGAUCAUUUACCAAUUAACUUGAACUUUAUUAACCAUUUUUUCUUCGCUUGACCCUUUGUCAUUGGAGAAUCUGUUCAUAGUUUUAUAAUCAAACUCAUACUAAAACUAACGGUAAUUCGACGCGUUAGUGACAGUUUUGCACUUUACUUAAGCUCCAUUUAGACAGAAAAUUUUCAUCUUGCUCGUCGAGAAGAUUAUUUCACUGAAGUAUUGAGACAACCCCUUGUGAUAUCUGACAUUUCGAUACGAUCAAGAAGUUUCAUUCAAGUUAAUCCCAUCAUAGUUUGAAUCAAACUCGAAUUCAACUCAAAUCGGGGUUCGAUGUUUGAUCGACCUCGCGGUUAACAUCUCUUUGGAGUUUCAGGCACAAGGUUUUUACACAUAUUUUACCUGACAAGUUGAUUAUUUUUGUCGACCUGUAUUAGAGCUGCUAACUAUUUGGUUGUUGAUUUAGCACGAAUUAGUAACAAAUCUAGUUUAUUAUUUAACCGAUUGAUCAAUUUAACAUGGUCAUAGUAAAAACAAUCAUAUUGGAUUAUCCAAGACAUCAAAAGACAUAUUUACUUGAUUCGUUUAGACAUGCUUGCAAAAGUUUGAAGAUGAUUCGCGAAAACAACGACAGGUGAGGCGAAACAUAGUUUUGGAAUCUAUCAUUCAACGCCCAUAAUUAAAUUCAAGUUGGAGCCAAAAAGCAAUUACAUCCAAAAGCGUAUACCUAGCUAAUUACCAUUGUACCACUCAUUUAUAUCGUACUAUGCACUGGAGCAUCUUUACAAUUCAUAUCUAGUUUACCCUCAAAUUGUAUAAUUGCAGCCAUUGAUUGCAAAGUCAGGACAGGUGAGCGCAAAUGAAGCGUCGUAAGAUCUGGAUCAAUCACCCAACCUUGUCCAGAAUCUAUUAUAAACACAAACUACACUUCUGCCAGACAGUCGCCAAAAAGCCCAAUUAAACCAUAAAGAAUCCAAUCAUUUCCAGUCGUCAGUAAGACUGAGGGAAAAUUGUCCAAACUCACACCAAAUGACUUCAAAUUCAAUCAUAUUCCGAAUCAUAAUCGUAGAAAUACUUCACUUAUACCUCUUCACAGUAUCAAAUGCAUUCACCAUCAGAGCCCCAGCCCUGAAACGAGACAGCGAUGAAAUGCCAAAACAAAUGAACGUACAGAACAAAGCGACAAAGGAGAGUAAAUACCCGACUGAAGAUUCAUAUCGAGUGAUAGGACUUGACCAAAUUGUUCAAAUGCACGAUGUGGAUACUGGAUUAUUCGUUACUAUCAGAGAAGGCAGCAACAAAAUAGUUUUAUCGGACCAGAGCCAAUCAAUAAGAUCGCUAUUUGAGAUGACUCCCGCAAGUGGCGUUGAUGAGUCCUAUCCCAGUGACGCGUGGAUUAUCCGCUCCAUGUACAGGACUAACAGAUACAUCUGCCAGAAUAAGAAAGGAUCAGUCUACUUGAGUAAAUUGAAGCGUGGCUGUCUGAUGCACAAAGUGGUCAACCAGAAGGGAGUCACUUUCUACAACUACAAGAGAUGGACCAAACUGGUCGUCAGCAGAAUCGAGCCAAACCAAUUUAUCCCUGAGAGCGCAACCACCUCUGGUCAAAUGGACAUUCUAUCAGCACCCUUACCUCUCAAAGCCAUGGUCACAGACCUCGCAUUCGAACUUUACACCACCGACCUCAAACUAUCCACACUGCUUAAACAAAGACUGGACCAGAGCCCAGACCUUGAACUCACUUUGGCUAAGACCCUGGAUCCUAUUAAAGGUACUGCACUGAAAUCUACACGAGUGACACUAACGAAACAAGACUGGAUCAAAGCGUCCCUUUUCGACUCCAGUGACGUAGAUUGGAAAGCGAUGGUGACAAGAGAACUGAAAUUUAUCAAAGCUCGAGAACCUCUUGGACACUUCCAGGAGUUCCAAUGAACCUCAUCAAAGCGAGUUUACUUUAGGAUCUUGAAGUAAUUCAUGAUUCAUACGCAAUGACUACAAAGACCCCCAAAAAGUCGUGAACUUUUAAUCGUCGACCUACAUCGACAAUUGAACAAUCAAAUUAUCACAUGAACGAAACGGUUACGAGCAAAAGACUCGCAACGAGCAAUGAAAGCUGUUUUUAUUGACAUAACAGAGCAAAAUUAGAUAAUUUUGAGACAAGCCAUAAAUUUCAGAGGCCGCUACAAAACAUACAAGUUGACAAAAAACUAAUUAAAAGGACGGCAGAAGAUAAUGGAGCAGCUUGAAGCUGAUUCUCAUUAAACUUAUUGUACAUAAACUCAACUUGUAAAUUGGCAUUUCCUUUUGACGCAUUCCAGACAAGUAGAAAUAUAAUCAAUGAAUUUA